UCGGACACACAGGAGUGUACGCUUAAAAACACACUGUCGUAAAACAAGUCGUGCAACAGCAUGACGGCAGCUGAACCGCUUUGCGGACAGGGUUUUCUGGUUGUCAUGUAACUGUGGUACUGGGUCGCCGUCCUUGCAAAGAUGUUCAGAACAUAUGCUACCUACUGAAGUCUGCAGCACCGAACUCACACAAAAUCAGUCAAGAGCAAGAAACGUGACAUGGCGUCUCGCCUCCUCAAGUACUCAGUGCUUCUUCAGAAGUACCGGACUCCGCUGCUCAUUGCAAGCUGUGGCGGAGCCUUUGCAGCCAACAUGUUCUACCAUGUUUUCCCUGACAAGUCCUACCGUCAACUGUAUCAGGCCUGGUACAAAGGAGAGCCGGUCACACUCUCUGAAAAGCUGGAGGAGGUUUUCCAGCAGGUGUUGAAGGAUUAUGGUAUCAGCUCAACCAAGAAUUUCUCAGCCUUUGCCUCCUUUGGGUUCCAUCCGGUUGGCGCUGGUGUCCCUUGGCUCCCUGCGGGGGCCCAAAUUGGCAUCCCAGCAAACUUUAACAGCACAGGCGAUGACUUGAGUGGAAUCACCAACCGCAGCAUUUUCAUCAACGGCAAAACGGUGGACUGGAGCAGCGAUACUGGCUCUGAGCUCAAGGAGGCACUGACGUUCUCCCUUGAGGCACAGAAGUUUGCCAUAGCGAGAGAGUUGGCCCGCUUGCAGUCCGGAGGACCUGUUCUGAAUGCUGCUGUUGCCCCAUUCUGCCUGGGUGGGGUUUGGGUGUACAGCGUGGUGUUGAAGCAGGUGUUCGGGCUCCACGCGGGGCCUGCGCUGCUUCGCGGAGCUGUGAACGUUUUGGCACUAGGCCUCGGCGCCGUGUCUUACUUCCUCACCUCGGAUGCUGUCAGCCAGUGGAUUGACUAUAGCUCAGACAGACGUGCUGCUGGAGUGUCGCGCAAUUAUGCUAAAGGAGGGGUAGAGUUUUAUGAUAAGAUUCUGUCCAGAAACAAGACUCUGCGCUCUCUGAUGGGCCAGAAGGGAGAGGAGAUGUAUGCUCCCAGUGGGAACUUGUUUCCUGCUAACCUCCUUCAGCUGAAACACACACCGUACACAUCCAGGAGGGAAGGGAUCCUUGCUCUGCUGAAAGAGGAGAAAUUUUGAAAAAGGGAGGAGGGCUGUUAUGUUGAGAAUUAAAAUCAAUGUCACAGGGCCUCACAUGAACAACUGCAAUGAUCUACUGUAAAUUGUGCUUAUCUCUGAAUAGGCCGUAGUUGUAUAUAUAUUGUAUAGGUAUGUAUGUACAUGUAUGAUAUAUAUACACACUGUAUGUCUUUGCCAUGCAGAAUGAGGUCUCAUUUUUUUGGCUCUAGAUAUUACAACUACAACCUGCUAGGAAUGAUCAGUGUUGCAAAACACUUAGUUUAACAGGUCGGUUUGUCCCAAAAUACAAAAAAACAUAUUUCUUCACUUACAUUUAUUGGUAUAUAGCCAUACAUAUAGUUUUAUUAUCCUGAGUAAUAUUGUUUCCCAAAACACAUUGUUUUUAGAUUUUGUAAUUGCAAUUUUUGAAGAGAUAGUGGUGUAACAGAAUCUGGUUGAUGCAGUGUUUUCCCAGUACACCUAUAUAAAAGCUCCAUCUUUAUGUCUUUUCCUGUGCUCUAUUUACCUACUCAUCUGUUUGUCCUUUUAUGAAUAACAUCAACUUGAUCAUCUAAUAUCGCUAUAAUGAACAGCAAUGUUCUGUUAUGCUUCUCAGCUCAGGUCUCAAAUUACCCUUAAGGAGAGUAACACUCUGCAUACCCGCACAUCAUUUGCAUGACCCUAACUAAUUUGUUUAGUGAUAAUAAUCUUAAUAUGCAGCUUAUGGUGACUCAGAACUCAUCGUAUAUCAUCCAAGUUCCCUUAGGUUGUCUGUCUGCAUAUUAACAAGGUUCAGAUAUGGUGUUUUAAUUACAUUUCCAAUCUUAUACCCUGUGGACUGAACUAAAUAUAGCAGCAUUUAAUUAUUAGUGUUGCAGACAGACAUGCAUUGACACUUUUUACAUCAUUGUCCUUAGGUAGACCAUUCCCUAGAAGUAGCUUCAAAGUGGAAAUUCAUCCUGUGGUUUUUCUCUAUUGGGCAAAUGGGAUAAACACUAGAAGGCACACGUUCUGAUAAAACCUGGACAUAAAACGUAUGCAGACGGCAGAACUGGUAGAGUAUCGGCACUGUUUUUAAUCAGGACAGCUUGGGCUCAGUGUUCUCUGACAGCGACUGUCCUCUCUAUGUUUUUGCCCUUGAGCAAGAACCUGAAUUUGUUCCAGAUCCAUGGUUAUGGCAGAUUGUAAACUUUGACUUUCUGCACUCUUCGAGAAAUGCUUUCCCAAAUACAUGAACUAAACAUUUUUAUUGUUCCAAAACAAUCCCCUUAUCAUCAGUUCAUCCUAAAUUGAAAACACAGUUGAAAAAAAAGUUGGAAAAAAAAUGAAUGUUCUUUUCAAAAAGAAGACAAAGAAAAUAAAUUUGAAUUUUUAGGUCUACUCCAUCA
Molecule: messenger RNA, 2519 nt
Organism: Xiphias gladius (swordfish)
Lineage: Eukaryota; Metazoa; Chordata; Actinopteri; Istiophoriformes; Xiphiidae
Gene: tmem177
Product: transmembrane protein 177
Exons: 3
Coding region: 220-1152 (310 amino acids)
Source: RefSeq, a predicted model, not a curated record